Messenger RNA from Gastrolobium bilobum, 715 nucleotides. RefSeq names its product eukaryotic translation initiation factor 1A. The transcript has a single exon. The coding region runs from base 103 to 540 and encodes 145 amino acids. Gene Ontology annotation, cellular component: cytoplasm. The record is from RefSeq and is a predicted model, not a curated record. Gene Ontology annotation, molecular function: translation initiation factor activity; RNA binding. Gene Ontology annotation, biological process: translational initiation. Lineage: Eukaryota; Viridiplantae; Streptophyta; Magnoliopsida; Fabales; Fabaceae.
CUUUAUAUCUUCCACUUAUUAUAGAGAGAGAGAGAUAGAGAGAGAAAGAGGGGUAGAGGACUCGAAAUCGAAAUCGAAAUCGAAAUCUAGGGUUUGGGAAGCAUGCCGAAGAAUAAGGGAAAGGGAGGAAAGAACCGAAAGAGAGGAAAGAACGAAGCAGACGAUGAGAAGAGAGAGCUGGUGUUCAAGGAGGACGGUCAAGAAUAUGCGCAGGUUUUACGCAUGCUCGGGAACGGUCGUUGCGAGGCCAUGUGCAUCGACGGCACCAAGCGACUCUGCCACAUCCGCGGCAAGAUGCACAAGAAGGUUUGGAUCGCCGCCGGUGACAUCAUCCUCGUCGGACUCCGUGACUAUCAGGAUGACAAGGCUGACGUCAUCCUCAAGUACAUGCCCGAUGAGGCCAGGCUCUUGAAGGCCUAUGGCGAGUUACCUGAUACCACCAGGCUCAACGAAGGUAUCGGUGGUGGUUUGGAUGAGGAAGAUGAUGCCACCGCCAAUGAUUACAUCGAGUUUGAGGAUGAGGAUAUUGAUAAGAUUUAACUGUUUUCUUCCCCUAUCUUAUUAUUAUACCUAUCUUCUUCUUUUGAAAAAAAAUUGUUAUAUGCUGCUGAAUUAUAUGUAAUAUUUGCAGCUCUCACUUGCGUCGCUUUCGUGUACUAUUGCAUAUGGAUGCUGAAUUUGGAUGCAAUAAUAGCCAGCUAUGUCUCUUAGUUUC